AGAAUGUUGGCCAUCAUUCUCUUAGCCCUUCUUUGUGCCUCGGCCUCCGGCAAUGCCAUUCAGUCCAGGUCCUCUUAUAGUGGGGAAUAUGGUGGUAACGGAGGAAAACGGUUCUCCCAUUCUGGCAACCAGCUGGACGGUCCCAUCGCCGCCAUCCGCGUCCGAUCCAACUCACUUUACAUCACUGGUAUCCAAGUUCGCUAUGGCACAGUGUGGAGCGAAUACGUGGGUGGCAAGCUGGGAGACCUGGAGGAGAUCUUUCUGCACCCCGGGGAAUCCGUGAUCCAGGUGUCUGGCAAAUAUAGGUUUUUCGUGAAGCAGCUGAUCAUCGUGACAGACAAAGGCCGCAAGCUGACUUUUGGAGAAGACUCGGGCAUAAGUUUCAAUGCCGUUCCCUUGCACCCCAACACCGUCCUCCGAUUCAUUAGUGGCCGAUCUAGCACUGGCAUCAAUGCCAUCAGCCUACACUGGGAUGUAUAGCCUAUAGCCAGUGCAGCACUUGCUGAAGCCCACCUUUCUCUCUGGUGGGGUGCUGUGGUGGGAGGGAGAACUCCCUUAUCACCAAGCCCCACGCAAAUGUGCAAAUAGCUUAAUAAAAGGAUAUGAA
Microtus ochrogaster (prairie vole) is the source of this 607-nucleotide messenger RNA. The record is from RefSeq and is a predicted model, not a curated record. NCBI's taxonomy places the organism in Eukaryota, Metazoa, Chordata, Mammalia, Rodentia, Cricetidae.